Messenger RNA from Gopherus flavomarginatus (Mexican gopher tortoise), 414 nucleotides. RefSeq names its product C->U-editing enzyme APOBEC-1-like. The record is from RefSeq and is a predicted model, not a curated record. Gene Ontology annotation, biological process: cytidine to uridine editing. The transcript is spliced from 3 exons. NCBI's taxonomy places the organism in Eukaryota, Metazoa, Chordata, Testudines, Testudinidae. The coding region runs from base 52 to 414 and encodes 120 amino acids. Gene Ontology annotation, cellular component: cytoplasm; nucleus. Gene Ontology annotation, molecular function: zinc ion binding; RNA binding; cytidine deaminase activity.
CAGUACACUACUAAACCUCGACAGCACUGGAUGCUGUAGUUAGGGAAAACCAUGGCUUCUGGCUGGAGCAGAGGUCACUUGACUGACUGCACUAUCCAGAGGUGGAAGAUACAACCAAAGGAGUUCAAGGACGUUUAUGACCCGAGUGCGCUUCCCAGGGUGACUUAUCUGCUCUAUGAAAUUAAAUGGGGCAACAGCUCCAAGAUAUGGAGAAAUUGGUGCCGAAAUACCAGCACCCAGCAUGCUGAAAUCAACUUCCUGGAAAAUGCCUUCAAGGAAAGAUCUUUCAAUCCUUUCACCCACUGUUCUAUCACCUGGUUCCUCUCCUGGAGUCCUUGCUGGAAAUGCUCCCGAUCUGUGGUAGAGUUCCUGAAGACACACCCCAAAGUGAACCUAGAAAUGUAUGUAUCAUAG